AUGACUAAUAAACAAUUACGAAAAUAUGAUCGAUAUCAUCCAAGUAUUUUUUCAUUUAUUCGUAUGGCAACAAUACGUUCGAAAAGUCUUAAUACUGUUUAUGAUCAUAAUCGUCAUCAACAAGGUCAUGAAUAUCCAUAUGCAAUAAAAAUGAAACACUUAAAAACAUCAAAUUAUACAUCAUUUGAUAGUGAUGAUCAUUUAUCAUUACAUAGUACAGCAACAGUAUAUUCCCAACAUAAUAGUUCAACAACUAGUUUAAAUAAUAUAUCAAUAAAUUCUCAUGAUUUUGAAUUACGUAAACGUGAUAUUGAUAAUCAAAAUAAAAAACAUAGAUUUUUUCAUAAACGUAAAACAAAAGAUUAUCAUACAAAAUCAUUAAUACAACAAUCACAACAAUAUUAUGAUGAUUAUCAUUCAUCAUUAUCAACAAUAAAUUCUUUACGAAUAAAAUCUUCAAAUCAAUUUUUUGGACAAACAUGUGAUGAAUUAUUUAAAAAAUAUGAUAAUCAAUUACCACCUAUUAUUCAAAAACUACUUGAAAUACUUUAUUUCAAAGGACCAGAAACAACAGGAAUUUUUCGUAAAGUUGCAAAUACACGAUCAGUUAAAGAUACAAUUGAUAAAAUUGAACGAAAUAUUUUAUUACAAGAUGAAGAUUUACAUCCAAUAUUAGCUGCUGGAAUAUUUAAACAUUUUUUACGAACAUUAUCUGAACCAUUAUUUAAUGCAAUACAAUAUGAUAAUUGGAAAAAAUGUCUUCGUCUUUCAACUUUACAAGAAAAAAUAUCAUUUGCACGAAAAAAUAUAAUCAGUACACUUUCAGAAUCGAAUCAUAUAUUAUUAAAAGGUUUUAUAUGUAUACUUCAUCAUAUAUCACAAAAUGCUGAUACAAAUGGAAUGAAUCCAUUUAAUUUAGGUUUAUGUGUAUCAAAUAGUUUAUUUAAAACAGAAUCAACAACAAUAGCAUCAGGCAAACAAGAAGCUGAUGUUAUGUCAUCAAUAGUUGAAUUUUUAAUUCUUAAUUGUACAUCAAUAUUUGGUUCUGAUGUUUUAACAUGUAUUCCUGAUAAACAUAUUAUUGUACAUCAUAUACCUAAUCUAACUCGACCAACAGCUUCAUCAAUUGAAAGUCUUGAUGAAGUUGAAUCAUCACCACAUUUACAUAUUGUUAAUCGAUCUCGUGAUUCAGGUUUAGCUACAUCAGAUCAACCAUUAAAUGAUGAUAGUUCAGAAAUAAGUGAAUAUUUUCGACGUAAUACAUCUUCUACAAUACCACCAAAUUGGACAACAUCAAUAGCAUGUGGUAAUGGUAUUGUUUUAUCAAGUAUUAUUCUUCCAUCAACAACAACAAUAUUAUCUUUAAAUCGUUCUCGUAAUUCAAAAAAUCUUUAUAAACCAUCAAAACAAUUUAUGGAACGAGAUAAAUUAAUAAAUGAUACAACAGAUGAUGAAUUUAAUGGUACUAUUGGUGAUUUAAGUAUACGUUCAUCAACAACAACUGUAAAUAAUAUAUCAACAGGAAAAAUAAAACGAUCAAAACCAAUAUCACGUCAUUCAUCAUUAGGUAAUAAAGAAUAUUAUCAAAAAUAUCAACAACAAUCAAUUAAUGAAUCAAAACAUUUAUUAAUAAAUGAUGUUAAACGUGCAUCAUCACUUAAACAAUUUCAUUAUUUAUCUGAUGAAACUGAUAAUGAUGAUGAUGAUAAUGAACAAAAUAAAACAUUAAAUAAUAAUAAUAAUAAUAUAAAAAAGGAUACAUCAAUAAUAACAAAUCAUAAUGAACAAAUAUUAUCUUCAAUAUCAUUAAAAAAUAGUAAUAAUUUAAUAAAUGAACGACGAAUAAAAUUAGUUAAAUCCAAAGCUAUAAAUAAUGAUGAUGAUGAUGAUUCUAUGAUAACAAGAUCAAUACAACUUGAGCAACAAGAUUUAGAUUUAACAAGUGAACCAUUAAGUACUAUUAAUCAACGUCUUACUAAUAUUUCAACUAUACGUUCAGCAUCAUUUAAUGUACCAACAAUAAAUAAAACAUUUGAUUCAUCUUCAUUUACUACACAAACAUCUUUAUCAAUUGAUCGUCAUAGUCGACAACAACAACAACCAAUUAUAAUUGAUGGUCGUUCUCGAUAUAAUAGUCCAUUAACAGCAACAACAAAUCAAAUAUAUACAAAUAAUUAUAAUGAACAUCAUAGUCAAACAAAUUCAAACACAAAAAUUAAAAUUGAACGUGAUCGAACAUUUAUUCAUCAUUCUGAUUGUCGUCCAUUUAAACUUGGUACAGCUAUACAAAUGAAACCAAUUGAUGAUUUAUUAUUAACAUCAACAACAAGAGGACGACGUCGUCCAUGUCAUAGACAAAAUGCACUUCGUUAUAAAUCAGUUGAACCUGAACAUAAUGAAAAACGAAUAAUACGUCAAUCAACACCAAUUAUAAUAAAUCAAAAUCGUAUAUAUACAAAUGAAAAUUCAUCAACAAAUAUAUCACGUUAUCAAUCAAUUGAACGACGUGUACCAACAACACAACCAAUAAAAUCAUUUUCAUUUGAUAUUAAUGAUGAACUUCGUCCAUGUGAUAUAUCAUGGUCUGUAAGAGAAAAAGCUAAACUUUUUGAACAUAUUAAUCAUAAUAAAUUAGCAACAGGUCGUGAAAAUUAUGUGUGA
Rotaria sp. Silwood1 is the source of this 2661-nucleotide messenger RNA. The record is from the annotation of a GenBank genome assembly. Lineage: Eukaryota; Metazoa; Rotifera; Eurotatoria; Philodinida; Philodinidae.